Molecule: messenger RNA, 2970 nt
Organism: Rotaria socialis
Lineage: Eukaryota; Metazoa; Rotifera; Eurotatoria; Philodinida; Philodinidae
Source: the annotation of a GenBank genome assembly
AUGUCUGACAAUGAGAGUGUUCUUGUUAAUGUUUUGACAAAACGAAUAAAUGUUUUAAAUUAUACAACAUUAGAUGAAAAUGAAUAUAAUGAAGCGUAUUUUAAACAUAUUGGCUUAACUAAUGUUGAUAUACGGUCGUAUCAAUUACAUGGAAUUCGAUGGCUUAUCGAACGAUACGAAAAAGGACAUGGAGCAAUUCUUAGCGAUGAAAUGGGUCUUGGAAAAACAUUACAAACAAUUGGAUUCUUAUUGUAUGUAUGUAAAGCAAAGAAACAAUUUCCAUCGAUUGUCAUUAGUCCAUUAUCUGUCCUACAAAAUUGGACAAAAGAAUUAUCACGAUUUGCUCCUGGAUUGAAUAUUCAAAUAUUUACUGGUGCCAAAGAUGAACGAAAUGAACUCGCGGAAACAAUUAAAAAAUCGAAAUUCGAUAUUUUAUUAACAACAUAUGAGUACAUCUUGAAAGAUACAACUUUUUUUCAAUCGUUUAAUUGGAAAGUUUUAAUUAUUGAUGAAGCACAUCGAAUUAAAAAUUCUCAAUCACUUUUACAUGGUGCUCUCAAAACGUUGAACGUAUCAUGUCGAAUACUUCUUACGGGUACACCAAUUCAAAAUAAUCUAUCUGAACUUUAUUCGUUAUUAUCAUUUUGUGCACCGAAUGUAUUUUAUUCAACGCAUCACGAAGAUUUUGUUCAAUAUUUUCAAAAUAUCAAUAAAGACGAAACUCGUAAGAAAAUAUUAAUUAGUUUUUUAAAACCAUUUGUUUUACGACGAUUAAAACGUGAUGUACUCACUGAUUUACCAGAUAAAACUGAAUUGAUGAUUUAUCAUGAUUUAUCAAAAAUUCAAAAAGAACUUUAUAAAGCUAUAUUGACAAAAAACCGAUCUAUAUUUGGCCCGACUGAAGCAGGAAGUAAAACAAGCUUAGUGAAUAUAAUGAUGCAAUUAAGAAAAGCUAUUGGACAUCCAUAUCUAUUUCCUGGCGUUGAACCUGAACCAUUUGAAAUGGGUGAACAUUUAAUUGAAGCAAGUGGUAAACUUCAUAUAUUGGAUCAUCUUCUUGCACAUUUAUAUGCUAAGAAACAUAAGGUACUUCUAUUUUCACAAUUUACAAUGGUUCUCGAUGUUUUACAAGAUUAUUUAACUUAUCGUGAAAUCUACAAAUACGAACGUUUGGAUGGUUCGGUACGAAGUGAAGAAAGAUUUUUAGCUAUUAAUAAUUUCAAUACUAAAGAUGAUACAUUUAUAUUCUUGUUGAGUACAAAAGCAGGUGGUGUUGGUUUAAAUCUUGUGGCAGCUGAUACAGUUAUUUUUUAUGAUUCGGAUUUUAAUCCACAAAAUGAUUUACAAGCAGCUGAUCGAUGUCAUCGUAUUGGACAAAAAAGACCAGUACGAAUUAUUCGUCUUGUUUGUCAAAAUUCUUUUGAAGAAGUUAUCCUUCGUAGAGCAGAAGUCAAAUUGAAAUUAUCAAAAACAAUUAUGGAAAAUGGUGAAUUAGCAUCUGGUCUAAAUACAGUUAUAGAAACGAAAACACAGCUUCAAGAUGUACUUAGAAUUGGCAUUGAUAAAUUAUUAGAUGAAACAGCACAAAUGGAUUAUACAAAGAUUGAUUUCAACGAUAUUUUGGGUGAAACUGAUAAAAAUGGUCAUUGGCUCGCUCUAGCUGAGAAUAAAGAAAAUGAAGAUAAAGAAUUAUUACCAUCGGGCAGCACUAAUGAUGAUAGCAUGUACGUAUUCGAAGGUGUUGAUUAUCGCGAUGCUGCUAAAAAACCGGACAUUGAUCUAUUUGAUCGUCUUAUAACAACUGAUGAAAAAGCAAGUAGCACAACUGGAAGUUUAUCGAACCAUCGUACUAUUGAACGAACACAACGACAUCAAAUGACUGAAGAAGAAAAAGUAGCUCGUGCAGCAAAAAUCCGUGAAACGAAAGCCCGACAACAACAAGAAAUGGAAGAAGCAGAACGAAGACGUGAGGAACGUCGUAAAGCAAAACGGGAACAAUUAUGGACAUCAAACAAUUAUUGUUCUUGUCGUGUAUUAUUAUCCGAAGAUGAAGAUGAAGAAACUGAUGAAACAGCUCUAUCUGAUAGUGAUGAUGAUAGUAGCGGUGAGACAAAGUUACAUUAUGUUUUUGGCGAUGUAAUGAAACCUCAAUUACAUGGAGAGAAAUGUGCUAUUUCAGUUCAUUGCGUUGAUGAUUCUGGUCGAUGGCCAGCAAAAGGUGUAUUCGCUUCAAUUUCUAAACGUUCAAAAGAGCCAGAAAAACAAUAUACACUUGCUGCAGAAAUGGACGAUAUUAAUAUGGGCGAUGCACAUGUAAUUUCACUAAAUGAUUGUGUGAUUGACGAUGAGCCAGAAUGCGAUCAAUAUGUAGCCUUGAUUGUUGCUCAACAUCGGUAUAAAUUUGAUUUUACUGCUCUCGAUUCUGCUCUCAGAGGCCUAGCAAAACGAGCGAAAGAACUCAAAGCAAGUGUUCAUUUACCUCGCAUUGGUGUUGGUUCUCAAGGUUUCAACUGGUAUGGCACUGAAAAAUUGAUUAAAAAGUAUUUAUCUUCUUGUCGUAUUCCGACAUAUAUUUAUUAUUUCAAACGUGAUGGUUCUGCAACGAAUAAUAAACGAUCAAAUGAAGAAUCUCUUGGAAAUAAUAAACGGAUGACUACAGAAAAGAAAACAAACCAUAAAGAUCGAUUGAAAAUACAUUUGCCUAGUUAUUUAUCUGGUAUACAUAUUUUCUUUCAUGAAAUUGAUGAUAACACGAAAAGAAGAUUGCAACGUUUUAUUUAUGCUUUCGAUGGUGAUGUUGAUGAGAAGGCUGAUUCUAAUACGACCACGCAUAUUUUAACUUCAGGCGAAUGUCGGGAUGUGCUCGCUUUGAAAGACGCAUGUUCAAAUGCUCUUAUUGUUAACGUUGAGUGGCUUGAUGUAUGUGUAAGUCAGGGAAGAAAACUCCAUACUGAUAUUUAUGAACUGUGA